This is a messenger RNA of Cryptococcus wingfieldii CBS 7118, 3921 nucleotides long. RefSeq lists its product as hypothetical. NCBI's taxonomy places the organism in Eukaryota, Fungi, Basidiomycota, Tremellomycetes, Tremellales, Cryptococcaceae. Bases 1 to 3921 code for a protein of 1306 amino acids. The record is from RefSeq and is a predicted model, not a curated record. The transcript has a single exon.
AUGGAGGCCUUCCCCAUCUAUGAAGACAUCCCGCCAGCGUACCCUCAGCAAGCACCCCCAGACUACAUUGAUCAUGCCUCCCCGCCUCUCCCCAACUACGACUACCCGCCCCAGGUCCAUCCAGAUUAUGGAUUUGUUGAAGACUACUCCCGUCCUCCUGAGCCCAUCUAUGACUUGCCAGAGUAUGUUUCCUCGGAGGAGGACCCUUUCGACGAUAUCGAGAUACAUGACGAGUGGAUUGAUCCCAGCGAUUACCGGCAAGAGGAAGACUAUUACGACGACGAGAUUUUCGAGGAGAGCUGGAUACCGUACUCGUCGCCUAUCCUGCCGAAUGACUCUCUGCCAGCGGCCGGUAGUAGCAGCCAGAAUGGCAACCAACAGGUGGUCAUUGCCCCUCCUUCAUUCUACCCACCACCGUCCGAUCUCCGGCAACACUACUGCGACCUUCACCCGGGCGACUGUCUGCGGGACAAGCUUCCCAUCGAGACGAACGCAACCGAGCGCGCCAACGCCACGUUGGACGAAGACCUGUCGAAUGGAACCAACUUCAAGCAUGUCGACUUGCCGGGUGCCGGUCUGGCCUUGGCUUUGCUUCUUAUUAUUAUCAUAGCGCUCAACGCUAGCUGGUCCAGCGAUGAGAAGGACGGAAAGAAAUCCAAGUCCAUCAACAAAACGUCCGCGGGAGGUGCUACACCAGACAGCUCCGCGGAAAACGGCAGUGACGAAGCCGCCAAAGACAAGAAAGAGAAGGAGGAGAAAACGGCAGCAGCAAAGCAAAAAAGGGAGAGGGAGAAGAAAGAAAAAGAGGCGAGAAGGGCUGCUGAAGCUGCAGCGAAUGGAAGCGACGAACCUGCUGGCUCUACCACAGGCGCCGACGGACAGAGCAAGAAGGAGAGAGAGGCGGCCAAAGCAGCGAGAGAGAAAAAGGAUAGGGAGAAGAAAGAGAGGGAGGAAGCUAGAGCAGCUGCAAAGGCAGAAAAGGAGGCCAAAAAAACAGCUGAAGAGGCUGCGAAUGGAGGCGUGCCAGCAUCAACUGCAGGCUCCGACGGAAAGAGCAAGAAGGAGAAAGAAGCAGCCGCCAAAGCUGCUGCCCAAGCUGCAAAAGCAGAAAAGGACGCAAAGGAGAAAAGAGAGAAGGAGAAGAAGGAGCGGGAAGAAGCGAGAGCAGCAGCAAAAGCUGAAAAGGAUGCUAAAAAAGCGGCCGAGGCGGCUGCAAAUGGAGGAGGCCAACCACCAGCAUCUAAUUCUGGAUCCGAGGCAAAGAGCAAGCAGGAACAGGAUGCAGCUGCAAAAUCAGCAAAAGCUGAGAAGGAAAGAAAAGAGAGAGAGAAGGCCGAGAAGGAAGCGAAGGAUAAACGAGAUAAGGAGAAGAAGGAGAGGGAUGCCGGGAGAGCAGCCGCCAAGGCCGAGAAAGAGGCCAAAGCCGCAGCUGAAGCAGCUGCAAAAGGAGGAGCAGAUCCUGGAGGCCGGAGUACGAAGGAGACAGACGCAGCUGCCAAAGCGGCAAAGGCAGAAAAAGAGGCAAAGGAGAAAAAAGAGAAGGAAAAGAAGGAGAGAGAAGAUGCAAGAGCAGCCCAAAAAGCUGAAAGGGACGCGAGGAAAGCGGCUGAGGCGGCUGCAAAUGGAGGAAGCCAACCACCAGCAUCUAAUGCUGGAUCCGACUCAAAGACCAAAAAGGAAAGAGAUGCAGCUAUCAAGGCAGAAAAAGCGGAGAAAGAAAAGCACGCGAUAGAGAAAGCUGAGAAGGAAGGGAAGGAGAAAAGAGAAAAGGAGAAGAAGGAGAAGGAGGAAGCUAGAGCUGCUGCAAAGGCCGCCCAGGACGCUAAAAAUGCCAAAGCCAACACUGGUAGUGGUGGGAACCCGGCCAACCCGCCGGCGGGAGGAUCCGCGCCCAGUAAUGGAUCCGGCGAAACUCCAGAACAGAGGAAAGCACGCAAGGCGCGUGAAGCGGCCAGUAAACAAGCUGGUGGUGGUACAGAUUCGACGCAAGGAGCUGCCCCGAGCGGUGCCCCCGAGAAUGAAACCCCCGAGCAGAAAGCAAAGAGGGAAAAGAAAGAGAAAAGGGAGAGGGAGAGACAGGAGAGAGCCAACGAGACGCCUGAGCAACGAGAGGCACGUAAGCAACAAGAAAAAGCCAAUGAAACACCAGAACAGAGAGAAGAACGUAAAAAGCGCGAGGCUGAAAGAAGAGCCAACGAAACGCCGGAGGAGAGAAAUGCACGCAAGAAACGCGAGGCUGAAAAAGCCAACGAGACUCCAGAGCAAAGAGCAGCACGCAAGAAACGUGAGGCUGAGGCUAAAGCUAAGGCUGAUGCUGCUACAACGACCAAUGGCGGAGGAGGUGGGGGAUCCACCACCGGUGCCCCGGCCGAAAAUGAGACUCCAGAGGGGAAAGCGGGGAGAGAAAGACGGGAGAAAAGGGAGAAGGAAAAGCAAGAAAGGGCAAACGAGACGCCAGAACAAAGAGCAGCACGCAAGAAGCGUGAGGCUGAGGCUAAAGCUAAGGCUGAUGGUGCUACAACGACCAAUGGCGGAGGAGGUGGGGGAUCCACCACCGGUGCCCCGGCCGAAAAUGAGACUCCAGAGGAGAAAGCGAGGAGAGAAAGACGGGAGAAGAGGGAAAAGGAAAAGCAAGAAAGGGCAAACGAAACGCCAGAACAAAGAGCAGAACGUAAGAAGCAAGAAAGGGCGAAUGAGACGCCAGAACAAAGAGAAGCACGUAAGAAGCGUGAGGCUGAAAAGGCCAAUGAGACGCCAGAAGAGCGAGAGGAGCGCAAGAAACGCGAGGCUGAAAGAGCCAACGAGACUCCAGAACAAAGAGCCGAGCGCAAGAAGCGCGAGCGAGCAAACGAGACACCGGAGCAGAGAAAAGAAAGGAAGAGGCGGGAGGCCGCGAGCACAGGUGACGGUGGAACGGGGGACUCCUCUUCUGGAAAACACAGUAAAAAACAUGGCGGCGAGAGAUCCAAAUCAUGGUUCAGCCCGCCAUUAUUGUUGGGACUGCUGCUUCUCAUCCCUCUCAUCGCAAUGUUCGGUAAGCCGAGCAUGCCAAUGCUCAGUACACCAACUCUCCGUAGGCCUUCUGUGCUUGGGUCUGGGGGUCUGGCGAGCAUGUUGAAGCCGCCUGUCAUGGCUUCCACAAGAGCUAGAGCGGCUUUUGCCAGUGCUAAAGCUAGACGAUCCAGAGCGGCUGAGACGCGAUGGGUAGUCAACGACACCCCACCAGAGCCUAAAACUCAAAUCAAUAUCAACAAUAAUGUAAACUCCCCAGGCGGAUCGGGAGGCGGGGAUGCUCCCCCAAUUGAGGUAGUAGUCGAAGAAACGUCAUCAUCCUCAGCGGCAGAAGCUCCGCCAGUCAUAGUGGAGGAAACGGUAUGGGAGCCCAUACACUUCCGGUUCACCGGUCCAGCAAAUCCCGACAGGCUAUACAAGAUGUUCAUAACGACUGUGAUAGUCGCUCUUCCCCUCCUUUAUGACUGGGUCAUGGAUUACCCCAAGAAACGAUACUCGCAACCCGACUAUCUGCCACCCUCGACUCAGGCGGUACUCGCAAUGACUGUGUUCUUGCUCUGCGCUUACCUUGCAGACUGGAGUUUUGCAUGGGUCGGGUGGAUUGGCUGGACAUCGACUGCCAUAGUACCUAUCGCUGAAGUAUCAAUCUCGGGUGCUCAGAGUGGACUGACACCACUUAUUGUCAUUCUACUAGAGACGAUCGAGUCGUUGAUUUGGGCUUUGGAAGACGUCAUCUUUGGCGAUGGGCGUACCUUGCUCGGCAUGGGCCUUGCAGCUCUGGGAGUGGUGAUGCUAGGACAAAGAGAGCCUAGCUUGGAUGUACCGAAGACUGAAUAUGCUUCGGGAGCUGUCCAAGGAGUGUACUUCUUGGGUGCUUUGUUGAUCGCAAUGUUUGUAUGGAACGCGUAG